AUGGGUACGGCACCGGAGCUGGCGGGCGCCGAUGCUGUCGGCAUCUUGUGGCGACAAGUCUUUGAGGAGAUGGAUGAGCAACUUAAGACGCUCCUGGCACAGGACGCCCAGGAUUUCCGCGCGAACGCUGCACCCUUGCAGUCUCGGGGGGGCCUCCGUAUGGGGCUGGGCACGGGCCGACCGGGCUUGCCUCCAAGGGUGGAUACGAGGCAGUCCCAAAGUGCCGCUGGCAGCCCCAUGAAGCCGCACUUGGAAGCGCUGGCGGAGAGUUUGGAAAAGCUGCAGUGGACGGAACAGCUGGCACAGCUGCGGCACCUUACCAAGAUUCCGGCCAUGGCCCAUAGAGUCUGGCAGCCUCGGCUGGAAAGAUCUGCGGUCGGAAGCGCUGAGCAAAGGACUCAGGACGAGGCCCCACAGGCCCCAGUGGAACGACUCAGAGAUUUUCAGGCAGAAGCCCGAAGCAGGGCUCAAGCGAGACGACGAGACGAAGAAGACAUGCAAUGGCUUGCCGCCAUAACUGCAGCAGAAAAUGCUGAUAGCAGACGAGAGGAGGUUUUUCAACGGGACAGCGACGAGGAGUUUUAUGCUGAGCUUUGGGGGUUGCCUCUUGGAUGA
Molecule: messenger RNA, 615 nt
Organism: Cladocopium goreaui
Lineage: Eukaryota; Dinophyceae; Suessiales; Symbiodiniaceae
Source: the annotation of a GenBank genome assembly